This is a messenger RNA of Malassezia pachydermatis, 954 nucleotides long. RefSeq lists its product as hypothetical. NCBI's taxonomy places the organism in Eukaryota, Fungi, Basidiomycota, Malasseziomycetes, Malasseziales, Malasseziaceae. The coding region runs from base 1 to 954 and encodes 317 amino acids. The record is from RefSeq and is a predicted model, not a curated record. The transcript has a single exon.
AUGCACGCAGCUGCGAGCAGUAUGCGGCUAUGGGCCCUUGCUGCGCUCACGCUGCUCCUCGCUGUAGUGGGGGUGACUGCGUCGUCUCUGUCCUAUGAUGUUUCUGAUAUGGUUGUUAGCGUCGCAUCGUUUGAUGGCGGCUCGCGUCUUCGUAUGUCCUAUGCAAACAAGAAGGAAUGCCCCGCCGAGCCGAAGCUGAUUACGACAGAGCCGGAUGACAUUAUCCGAGUUAACUUUGCUGCCUCGUUAUCUAACGGGGAGAAGGCCACUGGCUCGUACCUCCCGCAUCAGGCAUGGAUCGUGCUGCAGCCUUCGACCUCGCCCUCCAGCGCAGCUCCGGCUGUCUGGCCUCUGAAACUGCGCAGCUCUAAAGCUAGUGCGUCGUGGAGUAUCCGUAUGGACCGUCUUCCCGAAGCGUUGAAAAAGUCGUUGGUGGGGGCUAGCGUGGAUGAAACGUUUGAGCUUCAGUUGAUGCUUGGCUCGUUUGCACAGGAUGCCGAAUCAGUAGUAACGCCGUUGGCUCUGCCUCUGCUGCGUAUCCAUUUCCCUUCCUCGCUUGUUUCUCGACUGAAAGGAACAGUCAAGCCUUCAGUACGGGUUGAGGCUGGUAAAAAAGAUGGAUUCUUGCCCUGGCCAGCGAACAAGCACACGUUCCAAGUGGAGCCCUGGCAAACGAUGCCACCCGCCAUGGCGAGUCUUCUUAUUGCGCUGAUUGUUCUGAUCGGACCAUGGAUUUUGCUUUUGUCCUUGUGUCGUCCUCUGGUCGGAAAACUAUCUCUGCCGGACGUGUCGACGGCCAUCGUCUUGGCCUCUGUGUGCCUGGUGGAACUCCUGGCUGUGCUCUACUGGAUUGGCGCGCCUGUUUGGACAGUGUUUCCUGCGGUGGGUGCUGUGGGCCUGGUAGUUCUGGUGGGAGGGCACAAAGCGCUAUCUCGUACAUGGAUUCAUGUAUAG